GCGGCUUUUCCGAGUACUGCGCGCAGCGGCCCCGCGCCCCCAGCCAAGGCGCCAUGGAGCGGCCGGCGCCCCUGGCCGUACUGCCCUUCUCGGACCCCGCGCACGCCCUGAGCCUGCUGCGCGGCCUGAGCCAGCUCCGCGCCGAGCGCAAGUUCCUGGACGUGACCCUGGAGGCGGCUGGCGGGCGCGACUUCCCGGCGCACCGCGCCGUGCUGGCGGCCGCCAGCCCCUACUUCCGCGCCAUGUUCGCCGGGCAGUUGCGCGAGAGCCGCGCCGAGCGGGUGCGCCUGCACGGCGUGCCGCCCGACAUGCUACAGCUGCUGCUCGACUUCAGCUACACGGGCCGCGUGGCGGUGAGCGGCGACAACGCCGAGCCGCUGCUGCGCGCCGCCGACCUGCUGCAGUUCCCGGCGGUGAAGGAAGCGUGCGGCGCCUUCCUGCAGCAGCAGCUCGAUCUGACCAACUGCCUGGACAUGCAGGACUUCGCCGAGGCCUUUAGCUGCGCGGGGCUGGCGAGCGCGGCUCAGCGCUUCAUCCUGCGCCACGUGGGCGAGCUGGGCGCCGAGCAGCUGGAGCGUCUGCCCCUGGCGCGGCUGCUGCGCUACCUGCGCGACGACGGGCUCUGCGUGCCCAAAGAGGAGGCCGCCUACCAGCUUGCACUGCGCUGGGUGCGCGCCGACCCGCCGCGCCGCGCGGCGCACUGGCCGCAGCUGCUGGAGGCCGUGCGCCUGCCCUUCGUGCGCCGCUUCUACCUGCUGGCGCACGUCGAGGCCGAGCCGCUGGUGGCCCGCUGCCCGCCCUGCCUGCGCCUGCUGCGCGAGGCGCGCGACUUCCAGGCGGCACGCUACGACCGCCACGACCGCGGGCCCUGCCCUCGGAUGCGGCCGCGCCCCUCCACCGGCCUCGCCGAGAUCCUCGUGCUCGUGGGCGGAUGCGACCAGGACUGCGACGAACUGGUCACCGUCGACUGCUACAACCCGCAGACGGGCCAGUGGCGCUACCUGGCCGAGUUCCCCGACCACCUGGGCGGAGGCUACAGCAUCGUGGCGCUGGGCAACGACAUCUACGUGACGGGUGGAUCGGAUGGCUCCCGGCUCUAUGACUGUGUGUGGAGGUACAACUCGAGUGUGAAUGAGUGGACGGAGGUGGCGCCCAUGCUGAAGGCCCGGGAGUACCACAGCUCCUCCGUGCUGGACGGGCUGCUGUACGUGGUGGCUGCGGACAGCACGGAGCGCUACGACCACACCACCGACUCCUGGGAGGCCCUGCAGCCCAUGACCUACCCCAUGGACAACUGUUCCACCACAGCCUGCCGGGGCCGGCUCUACGCCAUCGGCUCCCUGGCCGGCAAGGAGACCAUGGUCAUGCAGUGCUACCACCCAGACACGGACCUGUGGUCGCUGGUGGACUGCGGCCAGCUCCCACCCUGGUCCUUUGCCCCCAAGACAGUGACUCUGAACGGACUCAUGUACUUCAUCAGGGACGACUCGGCCGAAGUGGACGUGUAUAACCCCACCAAGAACGAAUGGGAUAAGAUCCCGUCAAUGAAUCAGGUGCACGUUGGGGGCAGCCUGGCCGUCCUCGGAGGUAAGCUCUACGUCUCUGGGGGCUAUGAUAACACCUUCGAACUCUCCGACGUGGUGGAGGCCUACGACCCAGAGACUCGGGCGUGGAGCGUGGUGGGCCGGCUCCCAGAGCCCACCUUCUGGCAUGGCAGCGUCAGCAUCUUCCGCCAGUUCAUGCCCCAGACACCCUUGGGCGGGCGCGGCUUUGAGCUAGACAGUGGCAGCAGUGACAUGGAUGUGGGCCAGCCCCGGCCACCGCAGAACCCUGCCGAGCUGCACUAGCCCCGGCCCGGCCCGGGGAGGGCCUCGGUGCAGGUAACCUGGCAUCUUAGGGGGGCAGCACCCCCUUUCUUGUGCACAGGACAGGUGGGGCCCACCGGGCGGAGCGUGGACUCGGGGGCAGCCAAGCAAGCGAGGCUCAGGAUAUGAUACCUGGGGAGUUGCUGUGCGUUCAGGGCCUCCUAGGGCCAGGCCAGUGUGCACGCUCCUGCUCCUUGGUCCAGGAAGAACUGCCUCCCUGUCAGCACAUCUCAGGCUCCAGUAAAUCCCCCCCGCCCCAGGCUCCCACCUCUCCGAUGCAGGCAUACCCCUCCUGCAGUCACCACCUGUGCCUACUUCCCCCCUUGCCUGCCCCUGCCCCGGGAGAGCAGAACCCCAGCACUUCUGGGUACAAGUGGAGCAGAGUCUUGAGAACAGCCUCUUCGCAGAUCCUGCUAUCCAGAACAUGGAGAAUCAGGCCGACGAUGGCCCCAGGGAGGUUCCACACUCUAUGGUCAGGGCUGGACAGCCGGCAGGCCAGCUCCACAGUGGAGGGGUAUGCCUGCCCAGCUCCUCAACCCUGCUGGGGCCUUGCACCGACACAUCUGCUAUGAGUGGGCCUCCUGGAAGUAAGCUCAGACCUGGCGAAACAGGGCGGGGAGUGGACAGGAGCAUAGCCUUGAAGGGGGCCCAGCGAGACCUGCUGGGGGUUGUCUGUCUCCAGUGGACCUGGGCUGGGACAGGUGUUGGGGUUCCUGUCCAGCCCACCUGCCAUUGUGGCCCCACGUGACUUGUGGGCCUCCAGGACCUUCGUCCCAGGCUGGUGCGGGAGAGGACUAAAGACUGCAAGUGCAAGGUCGUAGCUUCUCUCCAGGAGGCCCUGGGACUUUGUCGCUGAAGCCCCGCCAGGCAAACAGCUGUGGACGCCCUUGCCCUGGCAGCCUGAGCGGAGGAGCGGGUUGUUUCUCAAGGAACCCGGGGCGGGGCAGACUCAAUAGUUGGUCACAAGGUUUCAAAUGCAGUUGGCCUUUCCUUAAAGGAAGAGAGGGCAGCUAGAAGCAGGGUCUGGGUGGUUUGAUCUUUACUCUUCCAGGGCCACUGCUGAAGCUUUCUGCAGGGGGUUGGGGGUGGGGGGCGGCAUGUGCGUUGAGACCUGCAGAAGCCAGGGCUUCUCCAGGUGGGUGCCUGGAGGAGCCCCUGGGAACCCCGGAGCUGGUAUCCCUGGUUCUGAAGUGUGAGUGUUCCAGUGGAUGCUGGUCUUGGCCCCUCCAGGUCCCCAAAGUAGCCUGUGCUUGAAUUUGUGCUCCUUCCCUUCCAAAGGGGAGGAUGUUUGUUUUUCCUCGUUGGGUGGAUAUUCAUCCAUGUUCUCACCAAGAAAAAAGUUUUCUCACCAUCACUUCCCAAGUGGCUCUUAACAAUCCUUUUAUUGGGCAGAAGCUGUAGGGGGGCCCUGCCUUCCCUGCUGUGAGGAGCCCUGGGGGAGCCAUCGCUGUCAGGUUGACCGUCUUGCUCUGGAAACCCCACUGGAGCAGCCACAGCCCAGAGCUGGCCCUUCAGGUCCCCUUGGGCCCUGGCUCAGGGACUACUCCAGCCCCUAUCCCCCACCCCACCCCACCUAGCUGACAUAGUGGGAAGGCAGGGGAUGGGGAGUUGGCGUGUCCUGCCUUGGGCCUUGGCCAGGAUAGGUGCUUACUUAGCCCUCUGCUCCCUUGGGGAUGCCCCUCCCAGGUCAGCCCUCCUGGUCUGUGUCCUCCCUUGUGAAUUGGGGCUGGCCUGCCCCCUCCCCCCAGGGUGGUUGCAACCCUAGAGGCUCCCCCUCCACUGCCCUCACUUCACUCCCCAGGGGUUAUUGUGACCUUUCUUCCAGCCCUGGCGCCUGCCUGGUGGGCUGAGCCCACCCAGAGGUGGUCUGGCUCCAUGGGGUGGCAGACUUGGGUUCCCAGGCAGGCAAGGCUGCCCCAUGUGAUGGCUCGUCUCCUGUGGGCGGCAGGGGGACAUCAAGGCUGGGGUGCUUGGCGUCCACGGAGCCCUGAUUCUGUCCCAGUCACCAGUUCAGUGCCAGUCAUGUCCUCCCAGCGGGUGUGACAUCACGCAGAGAGAUGUGGUGACAUGUGACAGGUCAUGGGGGUGGGGCAGGGGCUCAGUUUCAUGGGAAAGACUCCAGGUGCCCUUUCCAGGGCUGUCUCUGUGGAGGGCCUGGGCAGCCCACGAAGGCAGGAUGGGGGUGGAGAGCAGCCGUGUGCCAUGGUCACUGGAACUCCCCCUACCAGCCCCCAGGCAGGCAGGGCUGUUGUGUGUCAAGGGCAGAAAUCUCUGCAGCGAGUGGCUUAUGGGGAGGCCUUUUGCUGGGGCUGCAGACACUCAUGAUUUCCUCCUAAAUCAGUGUUUGUCACCCGCCACGGCAUUCUGGUCAGCUCUGAGGGCCAGAGCCUGGGCCUUUGUCGGGUCUUUGCUGGGUUUUUGGUACUUCACUGUGUGACCAGCCAUCCUACUCGCCGGUGGUGACUCAGAUGAUGGUGUGGGGGGAGGGGGGCAGUGAUCACUUCCUAGAAACUCCCCAGGUCCCCACCCACCAGACCCCACCUUGGGAAGGGGAGGCACCAGCCUCAGCAACAGCAGGCUCCCGCUGGGGGUCCAGGAGCAGGGUCGACCCUUGAGAAGUGUCCCCUCCCUGCCUGCCCUCCGUGCUCCGCUGCAUCACUGCACACCGACGGGCGGGGCCAGCUGGGGAGGGACUGUCUCUCCGUGUUAGAGGUGCACGACUUUGAGUCUGUGAGGCAAGUUAAGUUAUGAGAGUUUGGUGACUAGUAUUUAAUGCUGACCUACUGUUUAAAGUAUUCUAUAUUUAUACGACUUCAAAGACUCUUCUGGACUAGCACACCCUCCUUCCAGGGUCCGACAUCCAGUGCCAGCCCCCCGAGCAUGGGGCAGGUUUGCAUAUUUAUUUGUCUGUUCGUUAGGCUUCUGUGUCUGGGAUCCUGUUUAAGGUUUUAGGAUGCCUUCAAUACAUUAACUUUUUGAAAUAAAAACGUUUCCUAUA
Molecule: messenger RNA, 4863 nt
Organism: Dama dama (fallow deer)
Lineage: Eukaryota; Metazoa; Chordata; Mammalia; Artiodactyla; Cervidae
Gene: KLHL21
Product: kelch like family member 21
Exons: 4
Coding region: 54-1847 (597 amino acids)
Biological process (GO): protein ubiquitination
Molecular function (GO): protein binding
Source: RefSeq, a predicted model, not a curated record